Ochotona curzoniae (black-lipped pika) is the source of this 2214-nucleotide messenger RNA. Its product is annotated as UDP-glucuronosyltransferase 2A1. Bases 1 to 2214 code for a protein of 737 amino acids. Gene Ontology annotation, molecular function: UDP-glycosyltransferase activity. Lineage: Eukaryota; Metazoa; Chordata; Mammalia; Lagomorpha; Ochotonidae. The record is from RefSeq and is a predicted model, not a curated record. The transcript is spliced from 7 exons.
AUGUUAAGCAACCUUCUACUGUGGUCUCUUCAGCUUAGUCUUCUAGGAACUGCUCUUGGUGGGAAUGUUCUGAUUUGGCCAAUGGAAGGCAGUCACUGGCUAAAUGUUAAGAUAAUCAUAGAUGAGUUAAUUAGAAAGGAGCAUAAUGUGACUGUGCUAAUGGCCUCUGGUGCACUUUUCAUCACACCGACCAUUAGCCCAUCGCUGACCUUUGAAAUAUAUAAAGUACCAUUUGACAAAGAGAGAAUAGAAGGAGUGAUCAAGGAUUUCGUUCUGACAUGGCUGGAACACAGACCAUCUCCUUCAACAAUCUGGAGAUUCUAUCAUGAAAUGGCCAAAGUCAUCAAGGAAUUUCACAUGGUGUCCAGAGAGAUCUGUGAUGGUGUCCUGAAAAACCAAAAGCUGAUGGAAAAGAUGAAGAAAAGCAAGUUUGAAGUCCUAUUGUCAGAUCCAGUCUUUCCUUGCGGUGACAUAGUUGCUUUAAAGCUAGGAAUUCCGUUCAUAUAUUCCCUAAGAUUCUCUCCAGCCUCAACAGUGGAAAAGCACUGUGGAAAAGUCCCAUUUCCUCCCUCUUACGUUCCUGCUGUCUUAUCAGAACUCACAGAUCAAAUGUCUUUCACUGACAGAGUGAGAAAUUUCAUCUCCUAUCGUCUACAGGACUACAUGUUUGAAGUACUUUGGAAAUCAUGGGAUUCCUACUAUAGUCAAGCUUUAGAUGGCAGUCAUUGGUUAAAUAUCAAGAACAUUGUGGAAGAAUUAAUCCAAAGAAAUCACAGUGUGACAGUUCUGGCUUCCUCAACAACACUCUUCAUCAACUCCAAUCCAGACUCUUCCGUGACUUUUGAAGUGAUACCUGUUUCCUACAACUUGAGCAAACUAGAUUCCUUGAUUGAACACAUGAUAAUGCUGUGGUUGGAGCAUAGACCAACUCCUCUCACGAUAUGGACUUUCUACAAAGAGCUAGGAAAACUCUUACACACUUUCUUUCAAAUUAAUAUACAAAUCUGUGAAGGUGUAUUAAACAAUGCUCAGUUAUUGGCAAGGCUUCAGAAAAAUGCUUUUGAUGUGCUGAUAGCAGACCCAGUAACAAUCUGUGGUGACCUGGUAGCUCUGAAGUUAGGAAUUCCUUUUAUAUACACGUUGAGGUUCUCUCCAGCUGCAACAGUGGAGAGACACUGUGGGAAGAUCCCAGCACCAGUCUCCUACGUGCCUGCAGCCUUGUCAGAGCUCACUGACCAGAUGACCUUUGGCGAGAGGGUUAAAAAUACCAUAUCUUAUUCUCUGCAAGACUACAUAUUUCAGUCCUACUGGGGAGAAUGGAAUUCAUACUACAGCAAAGUUCUAGGAAGACCCACCACACUGUGUGAGACUAUGGGGAAAGCUGAAAUUUGGCUAAUGAGGACAUAUUGGGAUUUUGAAUUUCCUCGUCCAUACUUACCUAAUUUUGAGUUUGUUGGAGGAUUGCAUUGCAAACCGGCCAAACCUUUACCUGAGGAAAUGGAAGAGUUUGUCCAGAGUUCAGGUGAAGAUGGUAUUGUGGUGUUUUCUCUGGGUUCAAUGGUCAAAAAUAUCUCAGAUGAAAAGGCCAAUCUGAUUGCCUCAGCCCUGGCCCAGAUUCCACAAAAGGUCUUAUGGCGAUACAAGGGAAAAACACCGGACACACUAGGACCCAACACUCGGCUGUAUGAUUGGAUACCGCAGAAUGAUCUUCUUGGUCAUCCCAAAACCAAAGCUUUCAUCACUCAUGGUGGAACUAAUGGAAUCUAUGAGGCAAUUUACCACGGGGUCCCUAUGGUGGGUGUCCCCAUGUUUGCUGAUCAGCCUGACAACAUUGCUCACAUGAGGGCCAAAGGAGCAGCUGUGGAGGUGAACAUGAAUACAAUGACAAGUGAAGACUGGCUGAAUGCUUUGAGGACAGUAAUUAAUGAUCCUUCAUACAAAGAAAACGCUAUGAGGCUAUCAAGAAUUCAUCAUGACCAACCUGUAAAGCCCCUGGAUCGAGCAGUCUUCUGGAUCGAGUUUGUCAUGCGCCACAAGGGAGCCAAACACCUUCGGCCAGCUGCCCAUGACCUCACCUGGUACCAGUACCACUCUCUGGAUGUGAUUGGAUUCCUGCUGGCCUGCUUGGCAACAUCCAUAAUCUUGAUCACAAAAUGUUGCCUGUGUGUUUAUCAUACAUUUGGCAAGACAGGAAAGAAGAAAAAGAGGGAAUAG